Molecule: messenger RNA, 827 nt
Organism: Onthophagus taurus
Lineage: Eukaryota; Metazoa; Arthropoda; Insecta; Coleoptera; Scarabaeidae
Product: COMM domain-containing protein 2
Source: RefSeq, a predicted model, not a curated record
GAUAAUUUUGAGGUUAACAAACUGUCAUUAUCUGUCACUUAUAUCCCUGUUUUUUACAUUUUUACUCAUUUUCGCUAUUAUUUUUGGUUCUUACGGUUAAUAUACGUUGUUUUAAUACUAAAGAUGUUAAUUUCAUUAAGAAACGAUCAUCGGCAGCAUCUAAAACAGUUGUCAAAUGAAACAACUCAAGUCGUUACUGAUUUUUGUAAAAUCGCUAUCGAUUUUCUUCAAAAUGGACCGAAUACGAAGCUUUAUAAUACUGCAGCAAAAAAGUUAAAUUGGGAAAUGGAAGAUGUUCAAAAUUGUGUUUAUUCCUUGGUGUAUUUGCUUGUAAUUAGUUGUAAACAUAAAUUAAAUGAGUCAGAUUUUCGUGAUUGUAUUCUCACAAUUGGAUUCACUGAAGAACAACAGUCUGUUCUAAGCUCUUUUUAUGAAACGAAAAACGACGUGAUUUUGGAAGCCCUAAAAAAGACGUCUUUCCACGAGCCACAUUAUAAUAAUUUGGAUUGGAGAUUUGAGGUUCAAGUUGCAUCGAGAUCCUUAUUACAUCAGUGCCAACCCCUUGUUGCCAUGAAUCUUACUUUAACGACAGAAAAAAGCGCUAUAAAUGAAACGAUAAAAGAAAACAUAUAUUUGCAAAGUAAUUUAACCAAUUUAUUACAUGUUACAGAAGAAUUAGAAAAAGCGCUUGUUGCUUCAAAAAGUAGACAUGCAAGAAGGAUUCAAAACGCGUUAUCUUAAUUUGAUCUUAUAGUUAUUAAUAAUUAUUUUUGUAAAAACCGUUCUUAUCCUUUAAAUAAAUUUCGAGUUUAAGUAAAAAUUUCAAA